This is a messenger RNA of Gilbertella persicaria, 585 nucleotides long. RefSeq lists its product as uncharacterized. The transcript has 2 exons. Lineage: Eukaryota; Fungi; Mucoromycota; Mucoromycetes; Mucorales; Choanephoraceae. The record is from RefSeq and is a predicted model, not a curated record. The coding region runs from base 1 to 585 and encodes 194 amino acids.
AUGAAUAAUCCUACAGGUCACAAUAAACUGUAUAAAGUAGUAAAUCCUCUUACUAGAAUCCCGUUGAAUUUCAAGUGCAUUAAAGGAGGCAAAUAUAAGGAUAGUCUAAAAUUGGGUGAUUUGGAGCGAAAAAAACUUGCUUUCACUGCCCGAAAUGAAUGCCCUUACCUUCUGAGACUCUCUAAUCUCAAAAAUGGAGGAUUUAAAUUUCGUUCUGCCAGAAGUGAAGAGGAAACUUUUCACAACCAUCCCUUGGAUGAGGCCAAUUUGCUGAAUACGCAUAAAGGUCGUUACAGUAACUUGGAAGUUGAAGAGAUUAGAGCUAUCAGCAUUGAAAUUGAUCAAAACUCCAAAGCUCGUGACAUCCAAAAGUCAAUUAGCAUUGGAAAUAAAUACAACAAAGUAACUGUCCACGAUGUAAACAACCUCAAAUAUUUCGCCAAAAAACCAGAAGCCAUAUCCAAAGCUUCUGAAAUAGAAGCAAUCAGAUUGAUUGAGGCAAUGGAGAGCAAAAACUUUGUUCUUGCCUAUCAAUUUAAUGCAGCUAAGUUUUUGAACGGCAUCUACUUACCAACAAAGCAAUGA